UAAAAAAAAGAGAGAGAGAAAGAGAGGAAGAGAGACUGUAUGUCAAUUUAAGUACAAACGUGUAUGUUGUGGUUCCAAUAUUUUUAAUGAAGACGUGAGGUGAAUUUUUUUUUUUAUUUUUGGUAAAGAAAAUGAAUAUUUAUUGGAAGACAAUUAUUAUUUUUUUGCUCUAUUUUUUACAAGUAAUUAAUUCGAAACAUUCUUUAUUAUCUGAUCCUAUACUAUUGUCACGCUCAAUUAAAACUGAUAAUUCUACUGUUUAUGAAUAUAAAACCGAAUUUUUCGAAGUACCAUUGGAUCACUUCAGUUUUUCAUUGAAUUAUACAUUUAAAUUAAGAUACCUGAUUAAUGACACUUGGCAUCAAGGUAAUGAUGCGCCAAUUUUUUUUUAUACCGGAAAUGAAGGAUUUAUCGAUGUUUUUGCUCAGAAUACCGGAUUUAUGUGGGACAUAGCGACAGAUUUUGAUGCCCUAUUGGUAUUUGCAGAACAUCGUUAUUAUGGAAAAUCAAGACCAUUUGAUAAUGAAACAUAUUAUUCUGAUCCAAAAUACAUGGGAUAUUUGAAUUCGGAACAAGCUUUAGCAGAUUUUGUGGAAUUAAUCACAUUUUUAAAAACAAAACCAAACAUGAAGAAUAGUCCAGUUAUUGUUUUUGGAGGAUCAUAUGGUGGUAUGCUUAGUGCAUGGUUUCGUAUCAAGUAUCCCCAUAUUGUCCAAGGAGCAAUUGCAUCUUCAGCACCAAUUUUACAAUUCACUGGACACACAAAUUGUGCAGAAUUUGCAAAAAUUGUCACGGCAGAUUUUCAACGUGCCAAUCCAACAUGUCCAAUUCUCAUUAAACAAUCAUGGGCAACAAUAAUGAACAUUACGUCUACUAAUGAAGGAAUGAAAUGGCUUGGAGAAAAUUGGAAUUUGUGUAAACCAUUGACAAAUGCAAAUGAUGUUUCAAAUCUAAAAGGUUGGCUAGAAAGUAUUUAUGAUUAUUUAGCUAUGGUGGAUUAUCCCUACGAGACGAAUUUUCUAACUCCACUGCCUGCCAAUCCAAUAUCAGAGGCAUGUAAAUAUCUUGAUAAUUCAACACUCACUGACAAGGACCUGUUGCUUUCGGUAUUCAAAGCAAUAAGUAUUUUCACAAAUUACACUGGAGAAAAAAAAUGCAAUGGAAUUGAUGAUGCUGCACCACAAUUGGGUGCUGAUUUUUGGAAUUAUCAGGCCUGUACAGAAAUGGUAAUGCCACUUUGUACAAAUGGAAUUACUGACAUGUUUGAACCAUAUGAAUGGAAUGAAGAAAAAUUUAGUCAAAAUUGUUAUGAUGCUUUUAAAGUUCGACCACAAUUUAAUAGGAUUUGCAUGUAUUAUGGAUGUUCCGAUCUAUCAGCUGCUUCAAACAUUGUUUUCAGUAACGGAUUAUUGGACCCAUGGUCCGGAGGUGGUGUCAAGGAAAAUUUAUCAUCAACAGCAGUGGUUUAUAUAAUUCCGGAUGCUGCGCAUCAUUUGGAAUUGAGAAGUGAAAAUCGCAAGGAUUCCCUCAAUGUACGACAAGCUCGUAAUUUUGAAAGAGCAUCUAUCGCUCAAUGGAUUAAACAAUAUCGUGAUAUGAUUUCCAAUAAACCUCCGCCCUAUUAAUUAUUCAUUAUUAAUUAUUUAUAAUUUUUUAUUACAUAAUAUAAUUAUUAAUAAAUAAUUAUGAUGAAAAAUUAAUGACACUAAUAGGGGUAUGAGAAUUUUUUGAUUGAGAUAAAAUCAUUAAAUUAAAUUAUAACGAAAAACAAAUUAAUUACAAAAAAAACAUAAUAUUAACAUGGAAGAAACUUUUAAUUCACUUUCCGGAAAAUUAAAAUUUAUUUAAUUAUAAAAAAUUGCUUUACUCUGAAAUGACUCAGAAAAUGCGAAAAAAAUGUAUAAUAUUGAACUUUAUAAGUAUUCAAUAAAAAUGUGAGAAAAAAAAACAUUGAACUAGAAACAAAAAUCAAAAAUAUAGAAAAAAUUUAAAAAGUAGGAUCGUUUUUUUUUGAAAAUAAUUGCAAAUAUAUGCUUAAUUUGUUUAUAUAUAAAUAAAUAAUAUUCCAUAACGUGACUAUGGAAUUUUUACUACCGCAUAAAAUUUAUAACUAUAUAUAUAUA
Leptopilina boulardi is the source of this 2123-nucleotide messenger RNA. Its product is annotated as lysosomal Pro-X carboxypeptidase-like. The transcript has 7 exons. The coding region runs from base 132 to 1625 and encodes 497 amino acids. The record is from RefSeq and is a predicted model, not a curated record. Lineage: Eukaryota; Metazoa; Arthropoda; Insecta; Hymenoptera; Figitidae. Gene Ontology annotation, biological process: proteolysis. Gene Ontology annotation, molecular function: dipeptidyl-peptidase activity; serine-type exopeptidase activity.